GCCUAGGGGCGUGCACGGAAACGUCCGGACGGCGCCAUCGCCGUGUCGCGUCACCGCGAUCGCACCCCCUCCAUACAAAAUCCCUCCGCUCACCCAUCGACAGCGCAACCACCACCACCGCCCCGCCCCGCCAUCGCCAUGCGCCCCCGCCGCCCAUGACGCCGCCCCCGUCGUCCCAGCCCCUCCUCCUGCUCACCCACCAGCUCCUCUCCGCCGUCUCCGUCCUCGUCCUCGACCUCCCCGGCCCCGACCCCGACCCCGCCCGCAAGCGCAGGCGGAGCGACAGCGACGGCGACGGCGACGGCGCUGAGGCCGGCCCCGCGACCCCCGUCGUCGUCGCCGUCCCGCCUCCUCCCCUGCCUCCGCCCCCGCCUUCGCCGCCGCUGCCGCUGCCGCCGACGAGCCCGGACCACUACCCGCUGGCCUUCCGCGUGUCCGCGCCCACCUUCCACUACCUCUCGGGCCUGCUCGACCCGCUCCUCUCCCACCCCUCGCUCCCGUGCCCGACCCUCCUCGCGCUCGCCCUCGCGCGCCUCGCCUCCGGCCUCCCCUACCCGGCGCUCGCCGCGCUCUUCCGCGUCCCGCCCUCCGCCCCGCGGGCCGCGUCACGACGCCUCCGCCGCGUCCUCCUCGCCAACUUCCGCUUCUGGCUCGCCUUCCCCUCCAAUUCGGCCUCCUCCUCCUCAUCCUCCCCGCUCCCCUCCUGCCGCGGCGCGCUCGCCUGCGCGCGCUUCGCCGGCCCGGGCGGGCCCCUUGCCGCGCAGCUCGUCGCCGGCGCCUCCUCCCGCAUCCUCUCCCUCGCCGCCGGCUUCCGCGGCGACCGCGCCGACCUCGAGGUGCUCAGGCUCUCGUCCCUGCACCAGGAGCUGGAGCAGGGGAAGCUGCUCGACCCCGCGCAGUACCUGGUUGCGGAUGGAAACGGGUACCCGCUCCUCCGCUGGCUCAUGGUGCCCUUCGAGGGGGCGGUGGCGCCGGGCUCCCCGGAGGCCCACUUCAACGCCGCGCACAGGGCAAUGUGCCGCCCGGCGAGGCGCGCCGUCCGGAGCCUGAUGGGGUGGGGCGCCAUCGCGCGGCUCCACGAGGAGGAGAGCCCUCGCGCCGCCGUGACGUGCAUUGGGACGUGCGCGAUGCUCCACAAUGUGCUGCUGGCGAGGGAGGAUUACUCUGCAUUGGCACCGGAGGAGGGGGAUGAACCAGAGAAUGAUUUGGGGGCAAUGCAGAGCCGGAGAGAUCAUGCCGCAGAGGAAGGGUUCAAGGUUGAUAAGCGGGCAGUAGCGCUGCGGAGCGCAUUGGCAGCAACGAUGAGUGAUUGGCGGACGCCGGUCUAGCACUGGUGAUUGUUUAACAGGUCCUGUCAUUGUUCAUUCUUUUGGAUCAUAUAUAGUUUGUAUAGUGGUGAGUAUUCUGUUUACAUUGGGUUCAUUAAUCUGUUGGCUGCUCAAUAAAUCAAGUAAUAAACUGGCUAGAUUAAUUGA
Triticum dicoccoides is the source of this 1475-nucleotide messenger RNA. RefSeq names its product protein ALP1-like. Bases 156 to 1328 code for a protein of 390 amino acids. The transcript has a single exon. The record is from RefSeq and is a predicted model, not a curated record. Lineage: Eukaryota; Viridiplantae; Streptophyta; Magnoliopsida; Poales; Poaceae.